Messenger RNA from Argiope bruennichi, 3084 nucleotides. RefSeq names its product lysophospholipid acyltransferase 7-like. The record is from RefSeq and is a predicted model, not a curated record. Lineage: Eukaryota; Metazoa; Arthropoda; Arachnida; Araneae; Araneidae. Gene Ontology annotation, cellular component: mitochondria-associated endoplasmic reticulum membrane contact site; membrane. Gene Ontology annotation, molecular function: lysophospholipid acyltransferase activity. Gene Ontology annotation, biological process: lipid modification; phosphatidylinositol biosynthetic process. Bases 456 to 1820 code for a protein of 454 amino acids. The transcript is spliced from 8 exons.
AUUUAUUACCAUAUAGCUUUAUGAAAAUGCAAUUUUCAUUCUUCUUUCUGUAAUUUAUAAAUUUUAUAUUAUGUUCUUUUUAUUUACUUUAAUUUUAUAAAGUGCUUUGGUUGGAAAAACAAGUCCCUUCUUUCAGCACAACCUGAUUAUAAAUAAAAUACGUAAUAUACAAGGAUACAGCUAGCUAUUUUUAACCCACUGCUCUAAAUAUUUGUAAUUCAGAAUUUGUAUCAAAUUUCAAAGUUGUAUUUGUCAAAUAUAGUUAUCUAAAAGAUUACAAAAAGUUGUAAAAAUUCAAAUUGCAUUUUGAAAUAUAUAUAAAAGUUGUCACUUUUCCCUUUUUAUGAUUUAUUUAUAUUUCUACGAAAAUUUUUGAUUAUGGCUAAAUUAGGAUGGCAAAAAAUUUAUAUUUGUUUCUGUUAAAUAACACCUAGAGUUGGGCACUUUCAUGCAUCAUGAUACUAGAUGACAUAAUAUAUAUUUCCUUGUUGUGCAUAUCCGUAGUUCUUGGACCUCUCAUCAGAAAUGUGCCAAAUGUGUUUCAUCGUCAGUUAUUUUCUACUGUUGCUGGUGUUGUGAUUGUUUUCAUUGUGUCUGGAUCUCAUAUAUUCCAUUCAUUUUUUGUUACUCUCAUCAAUGCAUUAAUUAUAAAAUUUCUUAAAAGAAAAUGUCAUCUAGUCAGUGCCAUCUUCUCCUUUACUUAUUUGGCAUUUUUCCGAAGUACCCAUUAUUUUGGGCUGCCCAUUCCUCCAACGCACACAAAUGCCAUUCAAAUGAUACUUACUUUGAAGAUGGUGGGACUGGCCUGUGAAAUACAGGGAUAUCAAUUUGAUGAUAAAACAAAACAGUUGAAAAAUGCUGAUCUUAUGAAAAAGUACCAAAAAAUCAGCCCAUCAUUUCUUGAUGUUUUUCAUUAUGCAUUUUGUAUUGCUGGAGUCUUAAUAGGACCUUAUUACAAAUUCAGAACAUAUUGGGACACAUUUCACUUACCAUACAGUACCCAUGUUAAUGCUAAUAAAUUUCUAAAGGAAAGGAUUCGGAUUGUUCCUCUUUAUGUCUUGCUAUAUCUUUUGGGAAACUUUUUCUAUCCUUUAGAACUUGCUGCAUCUCCUGAGAUCAUGGAGAAAUCAUUUUGGUAUCGAGUUUUUUAUAUAACUCCAUCAUUUUUCAACUUUCGAAUGAGAAUUUACUCUGGUUUCAUCCUUGGUGAAUGUGUAUGCAUUGCCUUGGGUCUUGGUGCUUAUCCAAAGGCAAGCAACCCUCAACCUGGAGCUGGUCCCACAAAUUUUUCUGCAUUAGAAGAACUGGGAACAAAAAAUUUGUCAUCAAUUGAAUAUUCAUUUGAGACAGUAAAAAACAUAUAUGAAUAUGGGAGUGAAUUUUGGCCUACCAUUAGAGAAGGGAUACGAUCAUGGAAUAGAACUGUUCAGUAUUGGCUUGCAACCUUUGUAUACAAACAAUUGACUUUGUCAAAACCUGCUAAGAUAUGUGUAACAAUGUUUGUGAGUGCUUUCUGGCAUGGUGUUCACCCAGGAUAUUACUUAUGCCUGUGUAGUGCUCCUCUGUUUCUCUUUGUCGAAACUGAAGUUGAGAAAGCAUUUAAACUUUCUGCACCAUAUUCUCAACAAGUAAUUUUUGAUUGGAUUUGGUGGAUUAUAAAAAUGCAGUCAUUUUCUUACAUGGGAAUGCCAUUUUUACUUCUAGAUAUAAGAAGCUGUUUGUAUUUCUGGAAAUCUAUUUAUUUCUGUGGUCAUAUUUCUAUAGUGAUGCUUUAUUUUAUAGCAUAUCGAGUUAACAAAAUCAAAUCAAAGAAACAUUGAGGCAUGCAAUUCUUGUAUUGCAGUUGUUUUUAAAGAGCUUUUUAUUUUUUGUUUUAUUUCGUCCAUUUUAUUAGUUGCUUUAAGUACCUUUUUAUGUUGUAAGUAAUUUUAGCAAUUAAAGGUUGCUAAAAAUUUCUUUAUUCUUCCUGAAAAUAGUAAUAUAUUUUUUAAAUAUAUUUUCAGUUGAAGAAUUUUUAACUCUUGUAGUUAAUAAGAAAUAAUACAUAUAAUUGUGAAAUUUUUUUGUUUUCUAAACCAUUUAAAGGUUAGAUUACUUUCUAAACUUAAGUAUAAUGGAGUCUGUGUUAUCCAACAUAAAUGGGCAUGUACAAUUGAACAGGGAUAAAGAGAUAAUAAGUUUAAUUUUUUUAAUGUAAAAUGUUAUGUUUCAUGUAUUAAACUAAAAUGCUAAUUAUUUAGUGCAUUUUAUGAUUUAAAAGAGAAUUUUAUAACUUCCAAACUUAACAUCUAAGGCUUUCUGAAUAAAAUAGAGCAUUGGUAAAGACAAAACAUUUUUUUUUUCGAAAAAAAAAAUUAGAUUGUGUUUUUGCAGAUAACAAAUAAAGCAUAAAAAGCAUAAAAGCAUAAUAUCCAUGUUCGAGGUCUCUUUUUAAUGUUUUGUGCAAUUAGAGACUGUCUCGGUAGUAUUUAAUCUGUCCUUAAUAAUGAUUUUUACGUCACUAGCUACUGUUCUUCAAACUCGUUUGUUAAAGCAACAGACCUUUCCAUCUUAUUUGCCAUUAUAAAAUGUCAUAUAGAAAAUUGCAAAUGUGAACUGAUUUAAAACAAAAUCUUGCACAGAAAAUAAAUGAAAAAUUACCAGCUUUAUUUGUUAUAAUUUUAGUCUAAUCGAUUUAAAGUCUGAAGCAUUAGUAGCUUAAUGAGUAUUUUUUCCAUCAUGCUCAAUUAUGCUGACAUGAUAAGUAGUGAAACAAACACUUACCCUAACUAUAAGGAAAAGUACAGAGUACAUUUUAACCAUUGAUGUUGCUUAAAAUGGAAUGUUGGAUAAUGACUCUGUUGUAUUAGUUUAGCGAUUUGAUUUUUCUAGGAACUUUGAUGCCUUUAUUAUUUUGACAUAUGUGCUGAAAAAAUUAGUUAUUUCAUUGUGAUUUUCAAACUUAGUGUUUUCAUAAAGUAUAUAUAUAUAUAUUAAUUUUGGAAAACUUUAUGAAGAACAUUGCAUUUAUAUUAUUAAUCUCAUCAAGUUUCUCAACUUGUUUUUUUUCUCUUAAAAUAGAAAUAUUAGGUAACAAACUAGUUA